AUGGGCUCUAAAAUAUUUCAAGGCGUGCAAGACAGAUAUAAUGGUGUUACCGUCGAUUCACAAGAAGAACCUUGUGAACCUAACCAAUUUCUUAAUCAGUUAAUUGAUUCAUUAACGAAGUGGUCGGAAGAAAACAGACGAUGCAUAUGGUUCAAGGUUAAUAUAAAAGAUGCAGGUUGGGUUCCUGUGCUUGCAAAUGAAGGCUUCAAUUUUCACCAUUCUAGAGAUAAUUUUGUGAUGAUGUACAAAUGGCUGCCUACUAACAGUUCUUCAAACCUGCCACCUGCAUGCCAUACUAAUCUUGGAGUUGGAGGAAUAGUCCUUAAUGAAAAAAAUCAAAUAUUGGUUGUAUCUGAGAAAGAUAUAGAUUACCCUCAUUGGAAGCUACCUGGUGGAUAUGUAGAGAGAGGUGAAGACAUUAAAGAUGCUGCGAUGAGGGAGGUCAAGGAAGAAACAGGCAUUGAUACUUCUUUUGAAUCAAUGGUAACCUUGAGGCAUACACAUAACAUGAUGUUCGGCAAUUCAGAUGUAUAUGUCAUAGUAAUGCUUAAAGCUAAAACAGAGACGAUUUGUAAGUCUGACACAGAAAUUAAAGCAUGCCAGUGGAUGGAUGUGGAAGAAUAUUUAAAUCACCCACACGUUCAUGAUUUUAAUAGAUUUAUAGUAAGGCAAGCUUUUGAUUUAAAAUCCAGGCAGUUAAAGCUUGCAUUCAAGAAAGAGACGUUAAAUAUAUCUAAAUUUUCAAGAGUUAUUACAAAUCUAGUUUUGGAAGAUCUAUGA
This is a messenger RNA of Arctia plantaginis, 780 nucleotides long. NCBI's taxonomy places the organism in Eukaryota, Metazoa, Arthropoda, Insecta, Lepidoptera, Erebidae. The record is from the annotation of a GenBank genome assembly.